Amoebophrya sp. A120 is the source of this 2949-nucleotide messenger RNA. NCBI's taxonomy places the organism in Eukaryota, Dinophyceae, Syndiniales, Amoebophryaceae. The record is from the annotation of a GenBank genome assembly.
CUCUCCCUCUCGAGAGGAUCCGUUCAACAUGAGCAGCAGGCUCCACUGAAUGAGAUAGAUAUAAUACAGGGAGCAGAUUGAACAAGACGAAGAACAACAUGUUUGCGCUUGACCAUGGAUGCUUUCUUGUAGUACGCUAGUAUCAGGCUCAGGGGCAGCCACUUGCAUCUGCAUCUGCUUUAACAUAAUGUCAAUGUGUCUUCAAUCUCGCUGCGCGACAAGCAAUAAACUAAGGGAGGUCCACCUGCUAGUGUUACAGCGAGCUGCAAUAUGUAGUUCGCUCUACUCCCGUAAGAAGAGCAUCCAUAUUCGUAUUGGUAGACGAUAUAAUGUCGUCAACGUCAAGUUGAUACUUUUUGCUUUCAUCUUGUCAUUGUUUUCUUUGGCGGUUCUGUGGCUAAAGGAGUUCUUGUUUGGAAACUGCGCGACACGUUUUUUCUUUGCGGUGCUCGCAAAAGCGCAAGAGCAUGACGAGGUCGUGCCACGACUCCGUACUAAGCAGACACAAAAACGCAGCCUCCCAACCACAUUUGCAAAUGAAUUGCAAAAGCAUGAGGUUCUUCCAGAAGUUUCGACAAGGGACCCGCGCUGCGCGUGGUUUCGUACGAGCCCAUCCAACGUGUCGAGCCUGCAGGUCGACUUGUGUCUCCGCCCAAAUGCUGAGGCUGUAUCCAACGCCAUCCGGCGCGACGGCGGCUGGAGCGACUGCGAAGAUGUGGAGCGCGCCUGGCUUCACGAGUGGUACUACGCCGAGGGGGAAAUUCUAUAUCUCCACAACAAGUAUAACGGAAGCCUGCCCCUCAUCCGUGCGGCGGACGGCCUCGAGAACCUCAUAUCCGCCGACGCUUACAUGCAACAGUUUCAACAUGGACUGUUUGCAGACAAGGCGAGGAAUCGCCGCGAUAUAAUUGGUGGUCCGCCAGAACCAGCAACGGUGGGCUCAUCCGCUCCAGAAGAAGCGAUUCGCACGCACCCGCCCGACCAGAAAACAACACCAGCUCUCAGCGGACAAGAUGACGCGCAGGUGGACCACGACGGCGCGACGGAAGCCUUGCCCCGGGACGAUGUCGUGGCCGACAUCGCCUUCGAGCCGCCGACAAUUCCCUACGCUGAUGAUGAAAUGGGACGCGGGUUGGAAGAGUUUUUUCCGUCGUUGCCCCAUACUCCGGCGAAUGCUCCGACGGCGCAAGAACUACUGCGGGGAGGAGAUAAGACGAACGAUAUGUCGACUGCUGGAAAGGAAGGUCCAACGGAAACAAGGAGCGCAGAGACAGACUUCGCAAUGCGUAACUUUCCGCGCUCUUUCUUGGAUCAGAAUCGUACCUACGUCGACGUGGGUGCGAAUAUCGGUUCGUGCCUCAUUCCGAUGCUACACAACCGAGACGUGCGUCGCGCCGUUGCGUUCGAGCCGGUCCCGGAAAAUCUCUUCUACCUAAAAGAAAGCCUCGGUGCCCUGCCCUCCUCGGUGAAGCGCAGGAAGAAAAUCCACUUGGUCGAAAUGGCGGCGUCCAACACAUCGUGGGGGACCAGAGUACUCUACAGUGAUCAUUGGAAUCGUGGCGACAGCGGAAUCGUCUUGCGAGGACAAGACGAGGAAAUAAAGCGAGGUGGGGCAAUGAUAAGUAGUGAUGUAGAACAUGAUGCUGACAACUCGGCGGCAGAAGAAGAAAAUCUGCAACAAAAUGCGACUCAACUACAAGUAGAGGACUUCGUUCAGUACAAAAACGGACGCCCACAAGAUAUCACGAAAACACACACGACCACGCUGGAUGUUAUGAAAAUGAAUACUUCUUGUUUUUCUAGUUUUCGUCGUCCUCUAAAAAAAGGAAACAUCAAAAGCACACAGAUGCAAAUGUUGAAAUGUAUGUGUGAAUGAGAUUUGCAACCAACUAGUGACAGAAGAUACCGGCGCUUUUGCUCCUUAUUCCGUUGUAAUUAGCGUUGCUGUGGAUGUGGUCGACGUCACAGACUCUCCCCCCGUCACUAAUAUUGAAAUGAGCAGCCUGGUUGAUGAAGCUAGAACUUUUUUUUGUUUGCGCGUACAGUCGAAACCUUUGGCCUCCACCAAGAGAUGUCACAUCAAGUACGCGGGAACGUCGGGAGCACGGCCAGCACCAGCGAUGUCCCUCUGACGCCGAGAGAGAUGAAUGUUGGCCGCUCCUUGAAUAUUCGCCUGUUGAAAAUCGAUGCACAGGGACACGAGCUUCAAAUCCUGCAGGGCGCGGAGAACUUGUUCUACCAUCGAUUUGUGAAACUCGUGAUGUUUGAACUCUGGCCUGCGGGUUUGUAUCAGAACUACGCCACUGCACGGGAGCUGCUGGACUUUUUCCUGGAUCACGACUACGGCCUCUUGUACAUUCCUAACGCAGCAAGUACCGGAGCCACUUACAGCAACAGCGGGCCGCGGGCUCUGGACCCCUUCUGGCUCCGUUCCGCGCGCUGCAUGGGCGAGGGGUACAGCUAUGUGACUAUGUACGCGCUGCGGGACGUGCAAUUGUCGCGGUGGCAGCAAAGAUGGCGCAGUCAGACGCUGUGUGCGGACGAAAAAAAGGAAGCUGGUAAAGAAACAGCACUGUCGUCGUGAAUGUUGGUAUCGCUUUCAUAUUGGCUCGCAGAGCUCAGCACGCUCCAGUUGUACCAGUUCCAGUUGCACUAGCGUCUUCUGUAAGUUCAAGAAGCUGAUCCUCCCAGUAGCAUUGCAUGUAGCAUCAAAGGACGUUCUUUACUUGUGAAGGACGAGGACGUCGUGAAGAUGCUUUGAAUGUGUCAAAUGUAAAACUACGUGCACCGGUAACGAGGCAGUGCUUGUAAUAUCUGCUUUAUGCAACAGGGUGGUUGUCGUAGAAGUUCUAGUUACUGUCACACCACGAAAUCGGUCAUCAUGAAUGCAAUUCAUCUUUCUCUUCCCGCCUCGGUGAUCUAGGCGAACGAAAAGGAGUAGAAGUAAAC